This is a messenger RNA of Linum trigynum, 1530 nucleotides long. Lineage: Eukaryota; Viridiplantae; Streptophyta; Magnoliopsida; Malpighiales; Linaceae. The record is from the annotation of a GenBank genome assembly.
AUUUCUUACAUGGUUUGCUAAAAUUAUCAUGAAAUAUAAUAGAUUCGCUCCAUCACGGGUCGGACUAUUGACAUAACGACGAUAAACUUAUUCGAAAAUCUUGCUCCAGAUACACGAGGAGGAAGCGAUCGGGCCAGACCAGUUGAUGGGAGACGUGCUAUACUACGGCGACAGCCACGACACGGUGGCGCAGCUGCACUGCCGCGAGGACGUGGAGAAGCUAAUCGCCGCCCACAAAGAGGACCACAAGCUCAUCGUGCUGGACGUCGGGCUCAAGCACUGCGGUCCCUGCGUCAAGGUCUACCCGGCGGUGCUGAAGCUGUCGCGGUCGAUGGCGGACACAGCGACGUUCGCGAGGAUGAACGGCGACGAGAACGACAGCUGUAUGGUUUCCUCAAGGACAUGGACGUGAUCGAGGUGCCGACGUUUCUGUUUAUACGGAACGACGAGAUCAAAGGGAGGUACGUCGGGUCAAGGAAGGGGGAGCUGAUUGGGGAAAUUUUGAGAUACCAAGGGUUUCGUGUGACGUAUUAGUUGAAAGUGAAGUGUCAUAAACCAGUUGGUCCCAAUUACUCGAGUUGUUGGGAGAAGGUUAUAUUGGAUCUUAUACAGGCCCAUGUAUGGUACUUAACAACUUCCUUACACGCCCUCUCAAACGAAAGCCGACUUAUGGGCUUGAAGUUUGCACAAGCCCGCCAUACCAUGUGCAUGUAAGACAACGGCUGAUAUUGGGGGUCCUGAGGACUUGAACACGUGACCUCAAGUACAAACCAACUCUGAUACCAUGAAGAAUUUGAUGAUGCUGAAGGAAACGAACACAAAAGACAAGGGAUUUUACGUGGUAUCCUCGAUCAAUUGAGUCAUCGAAAAUAUCUACGGUGAGCUCGGAACGAGCUCAUGACUGAUAUUUUAUUAGGGACUACAUUGUGAUGGCUUGCUUAUGACAGGUUCGUAGCUAAACCUUAUAUAGAGAUAGACGUAGGGUUAAAACCCUAAUGACAACCAAAUUUCCUUCUUUUACAUGGACAAGGAAACAAGGGACUUGGAGGACAAAGAAUUAAUUAUUUUUUACUAAAUAAUUAAUAUUCUCAACAUGAAGUGUGUUGAGUUGUGAAGGGAAAUGUUUGUUAUACAUGGUGAUUAUGGAAUUUGGUGGUGGAUUUUCGUAUGAGGAUAUCAUCUUUAUAUCAAACACUAAGCUUAAUAAUUAGUUUUCCCUAAUAGGGUGCGCUUAUGAUGCCUUGCAAGUAAGCUGCCUUCUAGCACAAGCAAACUAUCAGAAAACAGCUUUCGUAGCAAUUUCGAGCCUUUUGUUUUAAGCCUUCCAGAUAUUCAAUAUUUCAUCCAAUGCUUUGCCUUUAUAGACAAACAUACCUACUUUCGCGUCGUAGAGGCCCCUGGACUCGACUCUCAUCCAUGCGUGUCGAAUUGAGCUCCAAAGUAGGCUUCACAAACACGUUCCCAGACUUGGCCAUUUUCAGACAGUUUCCCAGUUUUGGCAUAGCCUUUUAAUCAAGUUCAAAAAUUGUC